AUGGGUGUUGAUCCUGAGGCACAGUUUCAUGUGCUGGCCGUGGACGACAUGACAGUCUCAUCGACAGAAAGCUCAUUGAGAGGCUUCUCAGGACAUCUUCCUACCGAGGGAGGCACUCUCACUGCUAAUGUUACCACAAUGGAUUCAGGGAGCAAAGCCUUGGAAGUGUUGGGGUUGAUGGAGGACCAGGAUAUCUCAUCACCUGCCUCCACAUAUAAAAAUCAAAUUGAGGUGAAUUUGGUGAUAACAGAUUGUUGUAUGCCUGGGAUGACAGGGUAUGAUCUGCUCAAGAAGAUCAAGGUAGAUUUGAUGGUUGCUCUCUCCUCUUAG
Musa acuminata AAA Group (dessert banana) is the source of this 330-nucleotide messenger RNA. Its product is annotated as two-component response regulator ORR4-like. Bases 1 to 330 code for a protein of 109 amino acids. NCBI's taxonomy places the organism in Eukaryota, Viridiplantae, Streptophyta, Magnoliopsida, Zingiberales, Musaceae. Gene Ontology annotation, biological process: phosphorelay signal transduction system; cytokinin-activated signaling pathway. The record is from RefSeq and is a predicted model, not a curated record. The transcript is spliced from 3 exons.